AAAAGAUAACUCUAAGGAUUUACAAAUCAGGCAUGGAUGGAAUACCAAAGGAACUGAAAGAAAAGCUUACAGCUUUUGAUCUUUCUCUCACAGAAGUAGAAAAGACUCUGAAGUAUUUAGUCGAUGUUCCCCAAAAUGAGUUAAACGAAAAGAUGACACCAUUAGACAAAGCAAAACUUGAUUUGACAGGAGCCUAUACCAUCAACUCAUUGUUCUGGAUGUACCUCAAUGUAUGUGGUAUAAAUCCAAAAGAACAUGCUGUGAAACAGGAACUUGAUAGGAUCAGAAGUUACAUGAAUAGGGUUAAAGACAUCCAGGACAAAGCAAAGGCUCCAAAACUGGAUAAGGGAGCAGCUAAACGAUUUGUCAAGAGUUCACUGUGGGAGGCUGCAAAGAAGCAAAUAGAGGAACAUGUAACACCAACGGAAAAUAAAGAUAAACCUAUAGUAAUAGAUGAAGAAGAGCCUGAAACAUCUGGAUUAUCCAGGAAAAGGAAAAGAGACAGUAAGACAGAUGACACUCCAGUCAAACCUUCUAAAAAGAAAAAGAAGAAAAAAGAGAAAAAAUGAACUUUGGAAAGUGAUAUUAGAAGGAAGUAAUCUGUGAUAUCGGCCACUGUAAUAUUUAUGAACAAGAAUAUUAUGUGGAACAGACUGUGAAGAUUGUAGUAUUUAAAAACUGCUAAUAAACUUCAAGAUGGCUAACAGAAGGGAAAUUACACAAUGCAAUGAUACUGUUUAUGAUGCGUUUAAAGAAAGAAAUGUUCUCUUUAUUAUAAAUGUGUAAUCAUGUAUCAUGGAAUUUAUAUUUUUAUUUUAUUUUGUAACAUGUUUAUUGUUAGGACCUAAAGGGACAUAAAAAGAAAACACAAUAACAUCUAAUGUCAACUUUGUCUGAGGCAGUUGAAGCCUUAGUUGCUUAAUUAUUUCGAAAUUUUUGAAACUUGUUUAAACAUAUAUUAUAAGAAUGUUUUCAAAGUACCAAAUAACUGACUUAUGAGCUGAUAAUACCCUUGGAGAGCAGUGCUAUUGAACUAGUGCUAAAAAAUGAAAAUAACGCUUUGUUUUUUGGGGAUCUACCUUCACAAAAUACCUUGCAAAUUUAAAGGCAAAGGAUGCUUGAAUACUAGGGGAGCUAAUGCAAUAUGACCAAAAAGGGACAUAAUGAUAGCAAAAACCAUAUAAUGUCAGCUUUGCCUGUGUUCUUAAUAAAUUCAAAAUUAUUAACAAAUAAAUCAUGUCAGUCAGGGCUCAUCACAAAGGCAUUUUUCAGAAAUACAGUCUUCCUCAUA
This is a messenger RNA of Mytilus trossulus (common blue mussel), 1291 nucleotides long. Its product is annotated as nuclear nucleic acid-binding protein C1D-like. Bases 33 to 569 code for a protein of 178 amino acids. NCBI's taxonomy places the organism in Eukaryota, Metazoa, Mollusca, Bivalvia, Mytilida, Mytilidae. Gene Ontology annotation, biological process: regulation of gene expression; maturation of 5.8S rRNA. The record is from RefSeq and is a predicted model, not a curated record. Gene Ontology annotation, cellular component: exosome (RNase complex); nucleolus. Gene Ontology annotation, molecular function: DNA binding; RNA binding. The transcript is spliced from 5 exons.